AUGUUCAGUAAUCGGCAGAGAGAAUGGACCUGCAUUCUCACCAAGCUUUACCAGUCGGCAUUGAAGUACUCUGGAAAAGAUAUUGACCGAUCAAUCUCACCGAAGAACAUGUUCGGUAAUGAGAGUCUUCAAUUCACUCGAGGGUGGCUUCCCAGCUCUCAGUCAAACUGGAAAAUCGAUCCUAGUUCCUUUGAGCACCCUUUACCUUUGCAGCAACAGAACCAUGCGGGCCUCUUCUCCAACAACCUUGCAUGUGAACAAAGUCAAAUCUUACACUGUGACUCUGGCUAUGAGACAUGGGAUGAGCCGGCGCACUCUCUAUCGCAGGGUGGAUUCUCUCGACCCCAGAGUUCGGAAAGUGCAUUAAAAUCCACUUCUCCGCAAAGUUUUUCUGCAACUGGAACAACAAUCUCACAGGCUGAAGGCGAAAGGUUCCGCUUUCACACUAGCCUUCGAGCUUCGACUGCGAUGGUCGGCGACUCGAAGGAAGCGCCCGAGUCUUACCUCAAUAAGGGUCAGGUCUAUCAUCUACGCCUAGUCGACACAACUCCGCCCAGGCUCAUUACCGAGAAAACGAGGUACCGGACGUUCGUUCGAGUUUCAUUCAAGGAGCACAAACAACGAGUCAAUGCUGAAGCCUACUGGCAGUUAUGGAAAGAUAGCCGGGGCUUGGCCGAGUCGGAUACAAAAGAUUCUGAGCUUCGAGCUGUCGAGUACGCUGGUCAAGAUAGCCCUCAGGUGCAGCUUGAACAAGAGUUUCUAGACGGGUUCUCGGUUACGUGGACGGUAAAUCCAGCAACCGGUCUGGGCGAAUGCAACAUUCCGGUACGAUUCAACUUUUUAUCCACUGAUUUCACGCUGGCAAAGGGGGUGAAGGGUAUCUCGGUGCGACUUUGCACCAAAACGGACCAGCUCAACAACUUGGAGGCUCCCUAUCAGCCGGAGAUUUGUUUCUGCAACAUCAGGGUUUUCCGAGAUCAUGGAGCAGAACGCAAACUAUCCAACGACAUUACCAAUAUUCAGAAGAGAAUUCAAAAAUUGACGGAGCAAAUUGGGAAGACGGUACUUCAUGAGCCACCGAAAAAGCGCAAGCGUGGUAGCGUUGCCGCAAAGAACAGGAAUGAGCUCAAGGUGUCCGAUCAGGCAGAUCAUGGCUCGUCAAUGGACACGGUUGACCAUGCGGCCGGAGAUCCUCAUUCAAACAAGUUACAAAUAAAGCUCACCAACCUACGGACCAUGUUAUUCUCGAGCUGCUCCGAAAGUGUCCUGAGUCUUCGCGGCGGUAAGGAGGACGAUCCUGAGGUGCAUGUUACUCGAUUACAAUCGCGCAGUCCAGGACCUCAGAAUAAUGCGGCGCCACGUGUGAGCUCUAUUAGAGGUAGCACUGCCUCUGUCGAUGGCGCGCUAGGCUCUGUCCGCCAGGGCUUCAACAAUGUCGACGCUAUCGAGGACGGCUUCCCAAUGACUCUGAAACACGCCGGCCCACGGCAGUCGCCCAUGCCAGUUGCAUGCUUCUAUAUCCAUCGUUCUGGAGAAGACUCACCUUCAGAUCGAUACUAUCGCACGAUAUAUUUGAGAGAACGCUCUACCCGCGACUUGGUCCAAAGGAUAUGUGAGAAAUGCUCAGUUGAUGCUUCAAAGGUUUCUCGCAUAUUACACACCAAUCAAGCUGGCCUUGAGAUUCUAGUUGAUGAUGACUUUGUGGAGCAAAUAAUGGAAGGUCAGGAUAUGGUUGUCAGGAUCGAGAGGCUUCCCUUGAAGGACGGGGGCGCGGGAUCGCCGCCGAGUGCUUCGUUGGGCAUCCGGUUGGAGUAUUGA
Molecule: messenger RNA, 1818 nt
Organism: Penicillium cataractarum
Lineage: Eukaryota; Fungi; Ascomycota; Eurotiomycetes; Eurotiales; Aspergillaceae
Product: transcriptional regulator family: Grainyhead/CP2
Exons: 5
Coding region: 1-1818 (605 amino acids)
Biological process (GO): regulation of transcription by RNA polymerase II
Cellular component (GO): nucleus
Molecular function (GO): DNA-binding transcription activator activity, RNA polymerase II-specific; RNA polymerase II cis-regulatory region sequence-specific DNA binding
Source: RefSeq, a predicted model, not a curated record